ACCUUUUAACCCUUCAGCCUCGUGGCCCUUGACCGACAUAUUUGUCGCUGGUCGAGUAGGACAUGGCAAAGACUCUCGAGAAAGAGGUCGUAGCGGCGAUCGAACUGGCAAUAACCAACGCCCAGAAAUCAGGCCAGCCUCCGGAUCUGCAUGCCAUAGCAGCCAGAUUCAACUGCACCUACCAAUCUGUAUGCUACAUCCGCAGACGCAUAGAGAAGCACCAGCGGACCGGCGUCGACGACCGAAAGAAACCCGGGCGGAAGCCACUAGCGGACCGCGAUAAGAUGGCAGAAUCCAUCAAGGGCCUUCUUGCGCGAAGACCGGGACUGGAUCAGAGUGCCAUCCGUGAUUGUCUCUUCGACGAGUAUGGGGUGCGGCUGUGCCAAGCAACGAUCUCGAGAAUGUUGAGGAGGAAUGCGAUCCCGCAUAAGAUCUCGAAUAAGCUGUACAAGAAGUCGAAACUAUUCACUACCAACGAGGGCUGCGUGAUAGCUGGGGAGGCGUCAGGGGCGGCGGCUACUUAUCCAUUACCCUCGGCUUCGGACGAGACUUGCAAAAGUCCAUAUGCUUCUGCAGCAGAAGUUCUCGGAGAGGAGAUGCCCAAUAACCUAAUGACGACUCCUUCAGCCAACAUGACAUCUAAUCAUCCAUCCAUAGGUGCGAAUGCCAUGGCUCACAAUCGUUGACCUACGGAACUAGAGAAUGCGGCAUAUGACAAUCCGAAUCCAUAGACUUCGGUGAUAUGAACUUGGAUCAUGGCUAUGAGGGGGGUUAGGAGUUCGGUUUGCAGAAGAGAAUACCCCAGGGCGCGUCGAUUUUCUAGAGUUGUUAUUUCUCUUCC
Molecule: messenger RNA, 841 nt
Organism: Amorphotheca resinae ATCC 22711
Lineage: Eukaryota; Fungi; Ascomycota; Leotiomycetes; Helotiales; Amorphothecaceae
Exons: 2
Coding region: 63-686 (207 amino acids)
Source: RefSeq, a predicted model, not a curated record